Ustilaginoidea virens is the source of this 837-nucleotide messenger RNA. RefSeq lists its product as uncharacterized. The coding region runs from base 1 to 837 and encodes 278 amino acids. Lineage: Eukaryota; Fungi; Ascomycota; Sordariomycetes; Hypocreales; Clavicipitaceae. Gene Ontology annotation, cellular component: membrane. The transcript has 3 exons. The record is from RefSeq and is a predicted model, not a curated record.
AUGGCCUCGAGCACCACCAACCCCAAGUACCAGCCUGCUCCGCAGCACGACCCCGAUGACUUCACCCGCGCGCCACCCGCAUACGGCGAGUCGUCGUCGCGACCAGACGAGGAGCAGCGUCUCUUUGGCCCCCCCCGCAGCAGCGAAGACAAUCUCCCCGACGACUUCAAGUUUGGAGGAUCCGUCGCCGAAGCCACCGUCGAUAUCCGCAACCAGUUCGUCCGCAAGGUCUACACCAUUCUCACCCUGCAGCUUCUCGCCACCGCCGGCGUCAGCUCCCUCACCUUCUUCAGCAGCGCGUACAAAACCUGGAUUCAGUCUCACCCCGGCCUCGUAUGGGUCUCUCUUAUCGGAGCCAUGGUCUUCAUGGGCCUGACCUACUGGAAGCGCAAGUCCUACCCGACCAACCUCGUCUUCCUGUCGCUCUUCACCUUUGCCGAGGCCUACUCCAUCUCCGUCGUCGUCUCCUUCUACCAGACAGCUGUUGUCCUCAACGCAGUCGUCCUCACGGCCGGCAUCUUCGUCUUCUUGACCCUUUUCGCCUGCCAGACAAAGUACGACUUUACGUCGUGGAUGCCCUACCUCUUUGGCGCUCUGUGGGCCCUCGUCCUUUUCGGCUUCAUGGCCAUGUUCUUCCCGUACAACUCCACCGCCGAGCUCGUCUACGGCGCCGUUGCCGCCCUCGUCUUCAGCGCCUACAUCCUGGUGGACACGCAGCUCGUCAUGCGCCACCACCACGUGGAGGAGGAGAUCGCCGCCGCCAUCAGCCUGUACCUCGACAUCAUCAACCUCUUUCUGGCCAUCUUGCGGAUCCUCAACAGCCAGUCUAACAACUGA